Oncorhynchus nerka (sockeye salmon) is the source of this 2064-nucleotide messenger RNA. Its product is annotated as troponin I, fast skeletal muscle-like. The transcript is spliced from 6 exons. NCBI's taxonomy places the organism in Eukaryota, Metazoa, Chordata, Actinopteri, Salmoniformes, Salmonidae. The coding region runs from base 1327 to 1917 and encodes 196 amino acids. Gene Ontology annotation, biological process: skeletal muscle contraction; cardiac muscle contraction. The record is from RefSeq and is a predicted model, not a curated record. Gene Ontology annotation, cellular component: troponin complex.
AUGUGGGAAUAGAUGUGACUUGGACCAGAUUGCAUGUGGUCCGUCCCAUGUGGGAAUAGAUGUGACUUUUGGACCAGAUUGGGUGUGGUCCGUCCCAUGUGGGAAUAGAUGUGACUUUUGUACCAGAUUGGGUGUGGUCCGUCCCAUGUGGGAAUAGAUGUGACUUUUGGACCAGAUUGGGUGUGGUCCAUCCCAUGUGGGAAUAGAUGUGACUUCUGGACCAGAUUGGGUGUGGUCCAUCCCAUGUGGGAAUAGAUGUCACUUUUGGACCAGAUUGCAUGUGGUCCAUCCCAUGUGGGAAUAGAUGUGACUUCUGGACCAGAUUGCAUGUGGUCCAUCCCAUGUGGGAAUAGAUGUGACUUUUGGACCAGAUUGGGUGUGGUCCGUCCCAUGUGGGAAUAGAUGUGACUUCUGGACCAGAUUGUGUGUGGUGUGUGAGCUCCGAUAGUUUAGAAAGCUUUCAGAAUAGAAUAGAAGAUAACUUUAUUUUUCUCAAGAGGAAACUUGGGUUGAGGCAUUCGGAUAGUCACAGGUGUUUGUCUGUGUGUUUUAGACAGACAAGUGUUGGAAGAGAUACAUCCAAGGCCAGAUUUUCAGCUGUUGUUUUCUCUGUAGUUCAGAGUGAAUGUGGUGUUAAAGGCUCUUGUGUUUCUAUUUGCCCAGUUGCUCGUUUAUAAGCUCUGUCAAAAAGGACUGAAGUUUGUUUAGAGAUAAAGCUUUGGCAUGGUAGAGGUGGAUUGUCGCUGUAUGUCUUAUAAUUGUAAACUUGAAUUGAUGUUGUAGUUUCACAGUUUACUUCAAAUGGCUUAUGGAUUGUUUGAGGUUAUUCCAAUAGAUUUGUUGAGAUUCAACUAUAUACAAAGGAAAAUCCAAUUGGGUAAUUUCAUACAUUCUGAACAUACAUUUUGUGAAUGUCAGCUGUAUUUUCUGAAAGGACCUAUUUUGGUGCCAUAAUCCUUAUGGACUCCUGCGUGACCAAAGAUUUCAGGAAAUGAGAGUCUUGUUGAUUUGCUAUCAACCUUGGGAAGGGUUAUAUUGUACAGAUUCAAAGACAUUCAUUCAUCAACCCCUCCCUCUUUAACCAGCAGGAAUUAUACUCUUGAUGUUGUUGGACUGCUGUGUUACAUUUGGGUAAACUGAUCCAAGCAAAUUAUUGAUCAAGUUAUUGACCAUUCAUUAUCUAAUGUCUGUUGCAUUUCUUUUUGAUAUGCAAUUGCGCAUGACUUGCAUUGGGUCAACCUUGAAAUCCUUGGUUUCUACCCCGCCCCGCCCCGCCCCGACCCCCCCAACCCCCCACCAAAUUACAUAAAAUAACAACAGCUCAAAAUGAAUAAACUGUUUACUGUUUGUUCAUCUCUUGACACAGGAAGUAAAACAAAACAACAGGCCAAAAUGUCUGAUAAAAAGAUGACAGCGAGCCGUAGGAACUACCUGAAGAGCUUGAUGCUCCAGAUCGCUGCCGGCUUGCUCGAGGCUGAGGCGGUUGAGGCUGAGGCAGAGAAGGCCAGGUAUAUGAAGGAGAACUGCCCUGUGCCAGAAUUCUUGGUAUGCAUGGCAGAGCUCACGGACUUGUGCAAGAAGCUCCAUCAGAAGAUCGAGAGAGUUGAUGAGGAGAGAUACGACAUGUCAACCAAGGUGACCAAGUCCGAGAAGGAGGUUGAGGACUUGAAGAUGAAGGUAGUUGAACUGAAUGGAAAGUUCAGGAAGCCCGUCCUGAAGAAAGUCCGCAUGUCUGCUGAUGCUAUGCUCCAGGCUCUGCUGGGCUCCAAACACAAGGUGUCCAUGGAUCUGAGGUCCAACCUGAAGCAAGUCAAGAAGGAGGUCAAGGAAGAGGACAAAGAUGCUGUGGGUGACUGGCGUAAGAACAUUGAAGACAAAUCAGACAGAAAGAAGAUGUUUGAGACUCAUAAGGAGUAGAUGUUCCUGGAGUUCCAGACAGGAAGAUGUUUGAGACUCAUAAGGAGUAGAUGUUACUGGAGUUCCAGACAGGAAGAUGUUUGAAACAGCUACGUGACCCCCCCCCCCCAAAAAAAAAUAUAUAUAUUGUGCAAUAUUUAUACUAAU